AUGGCCGAAUUUGUGCUCCUGGGAAUUUUUCAUAGCUCUGACAUGCAAGCUUGGCUCUUCAUUGUCUUCCUGUUCAUCUACCUUUUCAUCCUGACGGGGAACAUGUUGGUGUUUGUUGCCACGGUAUUGAAUCACGCUUUGCACACACCCAUGUAUUUCUUCCUUAGGCAUUUGUCUCUUUUGGAUAUAUGUUAUACCUCAGUGACUCUCCCCCAAAUGCUUGUGCACCUGAUUUCAGAGAGGAAAACCAUUUCGUUCCUAGGUUGUGCUGUACAAAUGUUCUUCUUUAUGUUCCUAGGAACUACUGUGUGCUACCUCCUGGCUAUAAUGGCAUAUGAUCGUUACCUGGCAAUAUGUCAUCCUUUGCGGUAUGUGAGGUUUAUGACCAGGAGGGCAUGCCUCCUCUUAAUCUCUGGAUGCUGGGUUACCGGGUUGUCCAUAUCCAUUGUGCAAACAUCACUGAUAUUCUCUUUCCCCUUCUGUGGUUCUGAUGUCAUCAAUCAUUUCUUCUGUGAUGUUCCUCCAAUGGUCAGGUUACAUUGCUCAAACCCCUACACAAAUUAUUUGGAGAGAAUCCUAAUAGUCUUCCUGGUUCUCAUCACCCCACUAGUAUUUAUCCUGCUCACCUAUGUUCUGAUCAUUGCAGCCAUCCUGAAGAUGAAUGUAGCAGAUGGGAGGAAAAAAGCUCUGGGCACAUGUUCCUCCCACUUGUUCUCUGUGGUUCUCUUUUAUGGCACCGCUGUGUUCACAUACGUGAGGCCCAGUUUAGUUUUUCCAGAUCCUACGGACAAGCUUCUGUGCCUCACUUACACAGUAGCCCCUGCAGUGCUGAAUCCUGUUAUCUACAGCCUGAGGAACAAACAGGUGAAGGAUGCACUUUGGAAUAUGCUGGCCAAAACGACAAAUUUUGAAGGCACGUGA
Molecule: messenger RNA, 921 nt
Organism: Pogona vitticeps (central bearded dragon)
Lineage: Eukaryota; Metazoa; Chordata; Lepidosauria; Squamata; Agamidae
Product: olfactory receptor 10C1-like
Biological process (GO): G protein-coupled receptor signaling pathway
Cellular component (GO): membrane
Molecular function (GO): olfactory receptor activity; G protein-coupled receptor activity
Source: RefSeq, a predicted model, not a curated record